AUGACACCCACACCCAUUGAUUUGGAUGUAGCUAUUGUAGGAGGUGGUCCAGGAGGCCUGGCCACAGCUUUGGCCAUCACCCGAGCAGUGAAGGGCACCCGAGUAAAGGUGUUCGAGCGAGCAAAGAAGUACCGCCCGCUGGGAGCUGGGGUAGGCAUGGACGUCAAUGGUAUGAAGGCUAUAGAGGCCAUAGAUCCAGCCCUAGAGAAAUGGUUCUACGACAACGGAUGGACUGUCCCAGUAGCAAAGACUUUUGAUGAGAUAGGCAAUGAGGUGAAGUCGGAAAAGAUGGACCCCAGCAAAUCUUUGAGCAAGUACGGCAAGCGGGGAACCAUUCUGGGCUGGUAUGAGAUCCAGUCAGCAUUCUACCGCGCCCUGCCUCCCGACACUGUGGUGUUUGACUCCAGGUUCGAGUCUUAUGAGGAGGACAGCGAAGGGGUCACAGUGAAGUUUGAGGGCGGCGAGCCAGGCCCAGUGCGCGCCAAGGUGCUGAUUGGCGCAGAUGGCUACUUCUCAGCAGUGCGGCAGCAGUGUCUCGAUGAUGGUCCCCCAGACUUUGCGGGCACGGUGUGUUGGCGGGCGAGGGUGAACAUGAAGCAGCCACUGGAGCACAGCAGCUGGUACUUUGGCGCAGAGAAGGUGGGCCUGCUGUACCCAAUCAGCAAAGACCACAUGGUGUGGACGGGCUCUGCGCCCAUCCGGCUGGUGAAGGAGGCUGGGGUUGACUUUGACCCUUCCAACGGCGGCCGCUUCCGUGCUUCCACACAGGCCAUUGAGGGCGUCGACAAUGCUCUGGAGAGGUGUCUUGAGGUGUUUGCCGGCCUGGACACCUUCCUGGACAUUGUUGGGGACGUCCUUCUUCAAAGGUGUCUCAAGGUGUUCGCGGGCUACCCCGAGACCUUCCUGGACAUCAUUCGGGAGACAGAUCCGCGCGCGGUGGCGGAGCACGGCAUAUUCACCCGGCAGGCUGAGGCGCUGCCCGCCGACGGCUGGGGCCGCGGCCGUGUCACCCUCGUCGGAGACGCAGCACACCCCGUACGGCCCACCGGCCAGGGUCUCAACAUGACGAUGGAGGACGCGGCAGAGCUGGCGUGGCACGUGCAGCAGAGCGGCCUGACGCCCGAGGCGCUGCGCAGCUUUGAGCUCGAGCGAAUUCCCCGCGUCGGGGUCAUUGUGAAAAAGGCUCAGCAACAAGGGGAGGCCGCAUACAAGAAGCAUGCGAAGGACGCUACGAGAGACAACCGCUCGUUUGCGACGGAGGAGGAAUACAACGAUUUCAAAAACAAAAAGGAAUUCCGGCCGCUGGUGCCUGAACAGGCCGCCUCCAGCUGCCAGGAAGCUGCGCCCAUCAGCACAGAGGGACUCGAAACUGCCCAGAAGCCGGAAAAGGAAGUGGCCUUUGCUGGGCUGGAGAAAAGACCUGCACUGGUGGCUGGGGCUGCCCUAUUGGGCAGCAUUGGGCUGGCCGCCCUUGCCAGAGUGGUCGCGCGUGCCUGA
Coccomyxa subellipsoidea C-169 is the source of this 1497-nucleotide messenger RNA. RefSeq names its product FAD/NAD(P)-binding domain-containing protein. Lineage: Eukaryota; Viridiplantae; Chlorophyta; Trebouxiophyceae; Coccomyxaceae. The coding region runs from base 1 to 1497 and encodes 498 amino acids. The record is from RefSeq and is a predicted model, not a curated record. The transcript has 10 exons. Gene Ontology annotation, molecular function: monooxygenase activity; FAD binding.